Molecule: messenger RNA, 1230 nt
Organism: Micropterus salmoides (largemouth bass)
Lineage: Eukaryota; Metazoa; Chordata; Actinopteri; Centrarchiformes; Centrarchidae
Product: dynein light chain 4, axonemal
Exons: 3
Coding region: 1-321 (106 amino acids)
Biological process (GO): microtubule-based process
Cellular component (GO): dynein complex
Molecular function (GO): dynein intermediate chain binding; dynein light intermediate chain binding
Source: RefSeq, a predicted model, not a curated record
AUGGCUGGGACUGGCGAGGGGAAGAAAGAGGAGGCCGACUACAAGAGACUGCACAGCUUCCCUCUCAUCAGGCACACAGACAUGCCAGAGGAAAUGAGGGUUGAGACCAUGGAGCUCUGCGUUACAGCCUGUGAAAAGUUUGCCACGAACAAUGAGAGUGCAGCGAAGAUGAUCAAGGAGUCCAUGGAUAAGAAAUUCGGCAGCUCGUGGCACGUGGUGAUCGGUGAAGGCUUCGGCUUUGAGGUCACGCACGAAGUGAAGAACCUGCUGUACAUGUUCUUUGGAGGGAGCCUGGCCGUGUGUGUGUGGAAGUGCUCGUAGCACCUCCUCACUGCCCCUCCCCCUCUGACGUGGUCACUGGGCUGGAAAUGAACACCAGCUACCAGCCAAACGCUGGUUACUCUUUGUUGCGGCAGGUUAGUUUGUCCACACUACCAGCCACUGUGGCGGAAAAUAAAUCAUCAUUUGGAGAUCUUGUCCUGUCCUUCAAAAAUGUUGUUGGCAGGGGAAAAAAAGUUGAAAGGGAAUUUUGAGUGCGGCAGUCACUUUGGCUGGUAGGCAAAAAAACAGCUUCCUGCCUUGUAUGUCACUUUCCUUUUUCUCUUUGUUCUCAACUCUAUCCGUCUCUGAAGCCCUAUCCAUGGUCCUAAACAUUUGUCACAGUGCGUGUGCAAGUACGUAAGUUCAACUUUUACAAACAAUACAGGCAGGGUCUCCAAAGUCCUUUUAUCCUCAUUCCUCUUCAGGGAGCGUAUGUGUGAGAGUGAGUUUAUAUGUUUGUGUGUGCUGGACACACACAGUUUUUUUUAAAAUAACGUUUCAUUGACACCUUCCUCAGCAGUUUGUGCAACAGUAAUCCGUCCACGCCAUCUUUAACUUUUCACAUGUCUUUCUCUCUCUUCAGCCGCACUAGUCUUUCAAUAAAAUUUUUAAUAUUUUUUAUGUGUACAUAUUUUGAUGCGACUUGAAAAACUUCUUUUUAAAGACCAGUGUCAUCUUCUUACAACCUAAAGCUCUAAACUGUGGAGCCAAACACUAAACCCAAUCCACCUUUUCUCUCUCUAAAGAUGUUUGUAAUAAUCCUUAAGAAUAUCUCCCCGCCGGUGAUAUUAGCAAUGUGAUUGUUUUGAAGUUGAUGCAAGUUUUAAUGAUCCAGUGCAAUGGAUCAUUUUGUGUGAAUUGACCUGACUGUACAAUAAACUCUGAAAUGUGGUGAAAUAGGAACUUAAA